Messenger RNA from Didymella exigua CBS 183.55, 1454 nucleotides. RefSeq lists its product as uncharacterized. The coding region runs from base 21 to 1115 and encodes 364 amino acids. NCBI's taxonomy places the organism in Eukaryota, Fungi, Ascomycota, Dothideomycetes, Pleosporales, Didymellaceae. The transcript has a single exon. The record is from RefSeq and is a predicted model, not a curated record.
CUCAACCACUCUGGUACACAAUGAAGCUCACAAACUUCGCGCUCAGUGCCCUCGGGAUGGCAGGCUUUGUCGCUGCUCAGAAUGGCAACGACCCUCUGAUUCUGAACAACCGCACUGGCUUGCACCCCACAGUGUACGAUAACUUUUCCACUUCGUACACUAACAAGCCUGCAGCCACGUUCCACUCCGUGCCACUCACGCCUUCGCCUGAGCGGUCCAACACUUACAUGUUCAAACCGACCACAUCCGUCAAGUGCUGGCGCAACGGGUACCCUUGUGGUCAGAACGGCGGUCAGCGCUCUCAGCGUCUGGUCGCCGACUUCGUCGGGCCUACGCCUGCAAUCGCUGCUCGCGUUCCACCUCCGGAGUGGUUCAGCUCUCACACUGAUUUCCCGCUUCCUGGCGAAACUGAUGUUCCCGGUGAGACUGGUGAGAUGCCGUACGGCAUCCUGCCAAUUCCAACAUCUCUUGGUGGUGAGCCGCGGACUUCUGAUGCUUCUAAUGCACCUGGCAAGACGGGCGAGGCCAUCUUUUCGGUCUCGCCGACCACAACGUCCACACCCGCCGCCGAUAAGUCACCCAUCCCCACAGCGUGGUGGCGUGGCCUGACCUCCGGUUUUGCCGGCCCUCAUGAGCCGACUCCUAUCGCCGAGGCUGGUGAGCCUUACGCCGUCACGAUCGACUGCAACCGCCAUUACUGUAUCAGCGGCAUGCCAACGAUCCGCACCAUCACACCGACUCCGCACCCUUACCCUGUCCUCCCGCCAGCAACCUCGGGCUUCGCGGUACCUUCCAAGCCAACUCUUGUCAACGAGGCUCGCGACGCCUUUGUGCCGGUCGACUGGUGGCGCGGCCCCGGUAAGCCUGUCGUGCCUGAUGCACCUAAGGGUCUCGAUGGUAUCUACGGCCCCAUUGAACAAACCUCUUCUGUCGAGUCAGUCUUCUCCGUUGCGACAAACGACCCCUGCUUCCGCCACUACUGUCCCUCUGGCUACACUCCUGGCGCACCUGAUCCCACGACAAUGCUCACAGAGACGAAGCCUGUCGUGACUCAGAGGCUGACGAAAUCGCCCGUCUUGUCGGCGAUCCCACCAAGCGCAACCUCCACUUCUUAGAUGAAUGGUUUGUUUCGAGAAAUUGAUGAAUCGGGGCAUAUACAUCGAAGACCUUCUGAUAUGGCAAGAUAUGGGAGGAACAAAGAGCUGUGUUUGUCGCGGCAGAAGCUCUCGUACUUCUACAUGGACUUCUUGCUGAAUCGUUGGGACUUAGGGUGUGAAAGUAGAGGAUACAGAAAAGGUCUCACGCAUAUAAACAGAUAGACAGGGCUCUCAUAGGACUUGCUCCUUCCAGUGCAGCUCCUCUCUCAGCCCAGAGUUUUGCUCAAUGCACAUGGUCAAAUCACACAAAGUACUCCAACACCUAGUUUGUUUCAAUAUCAAUGGUACCACUGCAAU